Messenger RNA from Cooperia oncophora, 447 nucleotides. The record is from the annotation of a GenBank genome assembly. Lineage: Eukaryota; Metazoa; Nematoda; Chromadorea; Rhabditida; Trichostrongylidae.
AUGUCAAGGAGGAAGGAGCAGAUGGUGGCUCAUGUCUGCAUAUCAUAUAUUACGUUUAGCCCUGAAGAAGAGCUUACACUACUCAGUUUUCCGGAACGAAUGACGAAAAUUCUGCAAACGGUUGGAAAACCAAUUGUGGAGGCGUCAUUGUCAACCUUCAUCUGCAUGUUGCCGUUGUUCUACGUCCGUACCUACAUCAUUGUAGCAUUCGCCAAGACUGUCACCCUCGUGGCAACAUUCGGACUCCUCCACGGGAUCGUGAUUAUCCCCGUUUGUUUGUCGUUUUUCCCUGUAAGGACAAAGUCACCUGCUGCAAGGACAUCAGGUCAUCUGGAGGAACAGAAAGGAGUCUAUGCUCGCGUGAGCUGUGACAACUUGCCAUUGGUGUGCGAGCAGUACAGUAGCGCGGCUGCGCCAAAAAGAGUGUUAGAUGCAGGGUUGUCCUGA